AUGGAGUGGCCAAUUGUACCUUCAGGAGGAUUUAUAGCGCAAAUGGUAAUACGACUCAAUGAAAUAGGACUUCCUGGACCGCCUGGACCGCCUGGACUGCCUGGACAUGGCAUGCCUGGUCCUCAAGGAAAAAGAGGAUAUACUGGACAAAUUGGACCUCCCGGAUCCAAGGGAAAUAGGGGGUACCCUGGACAUGCUGGAUCUCAAGGGUUAACUGGACCGACCGGUUCUAGAGGCCACAUUGGACUUUCAGGACCAAAUGGAGAAACGGGACCUGCUGGACCUGCUGGACCAAUUGGACCUAUUGGUUCCUCUGGGGUCUCUGGUCCUCAUGGUUCAACUGGACAUGCUGGACCAACUGGACCAAAAGGGCUAAAUGGACAAACAGGAUUGUCUGGACCUGCAGGACCUCGAGGAGAAACUGGAGAGUAUGGUCCAAAAGGAAUGACUGGGAAAACAGGACUUCCUGGGCCUUCUGGUCCUAUUGGACCUUUUGGUCCUAGCGGACCAACAGGGCCUAGAGGAAUACAAGGAACUCAAGGUAAUACUGGACCCACUGGAGCUUCUGGACCAAAUGGGCCUACUGGAUCAACAGGACAAUCAGGACCCCCUGGUCCAACUGGGCCAUUCGGACCAUCUGGUCCUAUUGGACCAAUUGGACCUAUUGGAAAAACGGGACCUUCUGGACCGCCUGGUCCCACAGGAUCACCAGGACCAUUUGGACCUUCUGGUCCCACAGGACCACCGGGACCAUCUGGAACUCCUCACCUAGGAUUUCUAUAA
This is a messenger RNA of Mytilus californianus (California mussel), 783 nucleotides long. Its product is annotated as collagen alpha-1(I) chain-like. Bases 1 to 783 code for a protein of 260 amino acids. The transcript has 4 exons. The record is from RefSeq and is a predicted model, not a curated record. Lineage: Eukaryota; Metazoa; Mollusca; Bivalvia; Mytilida; Mytilidae.